AUGAUGGACACAACCAUCGACCAGAGCGCAGCGUCAGGACUAUCCUUCACGGCACUUUGCUCUGUGCUGAAGGCCGUUGAGGCCACAAACCAGAAUGAUAUGAAACUCAAUCUUAUAUUUAGUGCAAAUUUGCGUGCCCAGGUGGGUGAAAGUGAUCUGUAUCCGCUCAUUCGUCUUCUGCUGCCCCAACUGGACCGCGAACGCACGUACAUGUUAAAGGAAAAGAAGAUUGCAAAGAUAUAUAUUGACGUUCUUGGGUUAGCACCAAUAAGCAAGGAUGCACAAAAGCUCGAGCACUUUAACGAUCCCAAAAUUGUAGAUAGCAAGUCUGUAGGAGACUUCGCCGCCGUUUUAUUUGAUGUCGUACUCUAUCAAGGCGCAGGGGCUAAAUCUAAGAAGCCACACACUUUGGGAGAUGUUAACGAUUUGUUGGACCAAUUAGUGCGAGCAGACACGAUAGCAGCUCGAAAGAAGAUGUUUAUGAAGAUUGCGACAGAAUACGCUGCUGACGAGCAGAAGUGGCUUAUUCGUGUGGUGCUUAAAGAUCUGAAGAUAGGACUUAGACACGAACGCGUCUUGAGUUUCAUUCACCCAGACGCACUGGAAAUGUAUAAUCAUACAAACGAUCUGCAUAAAAUCUGUCGAGAGCUACGCAAUUCUGCAGUGAGGUAUGUUCCUCAGCUUGAACCCUUUCAAGUAUUUACGCCAAUGCUGGCAAAACGUGUGGACUUUGGAGAAUGCAUCACUGCAAUCAAUGCUGAUGCAUUUGUCAUGGAGCCGAAACUAGAUGGAGAGCGAAUAACAUGUCAUGUUCGAGAAAAAGAAGUGCAGUUUAUAUCGAGGAACGGAGUAAAUUACACAGAAGAUUACGCGCCAUCAAUUAAGCCGCACGUGUUGUCACAACUGGAGCCCGGAAUUGAUUGUAUUUUAGACGGAGAGAUGAUGGUGUGGGACAAUACAGAGUAUCGUUUGCGUGAAUUUGGAUUAUUAAAAAAUACAGCGAUUGCAGUGCGUAAAGGUGAAGCAACAAAUCGAUGGUUGUGCUACAUUGUGUGGGAUGUAGUUUACCUUGGUGGAGGCCCGAAAGCCGAAGCACUGAUUCGUGAAGUUUUUAGGGGUCCGGGCGAAAUUGCUGCUGUAAUGGGGUUGCCGCUCCAUGCGCGACGUAAAUUGCUGCUCCGGAUUCUCAAACCAUUAGAUAAUCGAAUUAUUAUCAUCGAGCAGAAGCUGGUUAAUGAAAUGUCUGCUAAAGAAAGGCAUGACAGGGUUAUGGCGGAGGUUGAUGCACAGAUAGCCAACGGAGGUGAAGGCGUCAUUAUAAAAGAUCUUAAAGCGCAUUACAUGUGCGGAGAAAGCAGUAGGAAGGCGAAGAAGUGGUUGAAGCUGAAGCCAGAUUACGCUGGUAUGACUACCGACCUAGAUACAAUCAUUGUUGGUGGAUUUUAUGGCACUGGAAGACGACGAAGUGGCAACGUAUCAGUCUUUUUGUUGGGUGUUCUUGCUCGUUCGUUGGAUGAAAAGGGUGCGGCAGAAGUGAUGAAGUCAGGUGCGGUUUGUCCAGGAGUAUAUACAUUUGCUAAGGUGGGUACUGGGUACAACUUGGAGGAGCUUGAACAAAUGCGACAAGAAUUGGCACCUUAUUGGCAGCCGUGGGAUGAUAACAAUAUUCCACAACAUUUAAACGGCUGGAAACCACAGAAGAGCGACUUGAGACCAGAUGUUUGGAUCGACCCACGACGUUCUAAGAUUCUUGAAGUCUACGGAUUCGAGUUGUCAUUCACGACAUUAUACCAAACUGGGCUGACAAUUCGAUUCCCUCGUUGCAAAGCCAUUCGCAACGACAAAGAAUGGUAUCAGUGCAUUGAUCUUCAAGAUUUGAAUGCAGCACGUGGAAGCCUUUCAACCAAACGCGCUUCAGAAGUAGCUCUUGGGGAAAAAAGUUUGCCAAAACGCAUUAAGAAGCGCGAAACUAUCUCGAAAUGGCGACCCAGUGGCGUCCUCGAAGAUUACUCGCGGGCUGAAUUGGAGGGUAUCGAGCUAGAGCGCAAUGUUUUCGAAGGAAUGCAGUUUUGCGUGGUACCGGGAAAGUAUCAAGUGCCACCGCUUGAGCUAAAGUUGUCGCUUCCAGCGAUUAUAAAAGAGAAAAAUGAUUUGCAUAUAACGAAACAGGGUGUCGAAAAGCUAUUACAUUUGUUUGGGGGUAUCGUUGUGCAAAAUCCAAUUGUCGGGUCUACGCAUUUUGUUGUCGCCUCUGGAGACGCUGGUUUGAAGGUUGCGAAUUUAAGAAAACAGGGGCUCUUUAACAUUGUGCACAUUCGAUGGGUGUUCCAAUGUGUGUCAGCCUCACACUUGGUGCCCAUUAAGGCAACAGAUUAUAUAUUCACAACCAAUAUACAGCGAGAACUACUAGCAAAGGAAUAUGAUCGGUACGGAGAUCACUUCACGGAACAUCUCAGUCCGGGCAAUUUACGACAAAUUUUGCGUGAGCUGUCAAUGUCGACCGAAGACGAUGUUUUAAACGUUCCGUGGCAGCUUAAAUUGAAAUAUUUGGCGAUAGAGGAAGCAGAAGCGAUGGAUAGUGCUUUCACUUUUUUAUCUCACUGUGUUGUUUACUUUCAGAGCAGCGCUCCGUCAUGUUUGAACGAGAACGAAGAUUCUGACUUUCUGUUAGUAGGGCAAAUGAAACUAUUUGAGCAGCAGCUCAGACUUUACGGAGGCAUAAUCAGCGGCACAAUUGACUCUUCUGUCACCCAUGUAGUCGUUGCUGACCCAGCUCAAGUAAAGCAAGUUGCACCUCUCAUUCGGAACUUGCGUCAUCAAGGCCUGCCUGUGCCUCCUGUUGUCUCGAGGGAAUGGGUUAAAAACUGCGUCGAGCAAAAGUGUCAACUUCCUGUGAACGAUUUCGUCAUGCACUUGUAA
Molecule: messenger RNA, 2919 nt
Organism: Plasmopara halstedii
Lineage: Eukaryota; Oomycota; Peronosporomycetes; Peronosporales; Peronosporaceae
Product: atp-dependent dna ligase iv
Exons: 1
Coding region: 1-2919 (972 amino acids)
Biological process (GO): nucleotide-excision repair, DNA gap filling; DNA biosynthetic process; double-strand break repair via nonhomologous end joining
Cellular component (GO): DNA ligase IV complex
Molecular function (GO): ATP binding; DNA binding; DNA ligase (ATP) activity
Source: RefSeq, a predicted model, not a curated record